GUUCAGUUUGCCUGGUUUUUCCGCUCCGCAAGCCGGUAUCGAAUUGUGUGAACAAGGAUAAUCCCAACCGACUGGCAGGAUAAUGCUUUAGUUUCGCUCCAGUGCCUGUGAAGUUGUUAACCCAAAGUAUCUCAGUGCUACAAAACAAAAGCAAAAUUAAACAAAAACAAAAAGCGAAACCAAAUUAAUAUUCGGUACAUUUUAUUCGCUUAUUCGGAGACUCAAAAGCAUGUGGCCACCCAGCUCCUGUCUGUGGUUGGCUCUCGUCCUCCUGGUGGGCGUGGCCCUGGGCCAGAGCGGCAGUCGAGAGCACUUCGAGGAUGCGGACAAGUCCAGCGAGUACACUGAUCAGCAGUACGACCUACGGCACACGAUUCCCGGAGAACCGGGCCUAGACUAUCCCAUUCUAAGUUCGCCGCCAAAGACCAGCUUUGUGUGCAAAGGAAGACAUGAAGGUUACUACGCGGAUGUAGAAAGUCGCUGCCAAGCCUUCCGCAUUUGUGCCCAUACCGCCCGAUCACCCCAAGGAUUCGGUUUCCUCUGCCCCAACGGAACGCUCUUCAGCCAGAAGAACUUUGUGUGCGAUUGGUACCGCAAUGUGAACUGCGAUGAUUCUGAGAGGUAUUAUGAAAUGAACGAGGAGAAAACCGUGGGCAGCACCCACGAAAUGAUGGAGCGAGUGCGUCACAUGAUGGAGUACCCCAUGAAAACCAUAUCGAAGGCCUUGCAACAAACACAAUCCCAGUCGCAGAAUCCACACCACAGUCUUAGCAAAGAUCUGAGUGGAGCUAGUGGUGUUUUGAGUCAACCUGCGGCCAUUAAGCCCAAUGAUCCUGAAACCCAAGUUGUUGGACGCGGAGAGGAUGUUAAAAGUGAGCCACUUAAUGCAGUGCAACUAGGAAGCAUAAACCCCGAGGACAGCGAAGAUGAGGGUAUUUAUGUGAACAGUUUGGGAGAACUUUCAUCAGAUCCAGGCAUUCAGUUUGAUCACACCAAUGCCCAUAUCGUGGCCGAAUAUCCGAGGGAGUACCACUACCAGAAGCAGAAGAACUUCGCCGAGCGUGUUAACGCGGGCUUGGAUAUCUUAACCGACUCGGAAUCGAACUCUGGCGAGGCUAUGGCACCCGAUUACAUUAAGCAUAUACGAAAUACUAAGGACGAGGCCGUGCAACUAGAUCUGGUAUCGAAUAUAAACAAUUUGCUGGAUGAAGUAUCCACCGAUGUGGAUCCCUCCGUUUCCGGCUAUCAAUCUAUGGCGCCGCCGAAAGUUAAGCAACCAUUCCGAUUCCUAAGUCGUGGAUUCUCCAUGCAGGGUGAAAACGGAAAGGGCAGCUCAUCUUCCGGCUAUGGCUACAUAAAACCCAAACAAACGCCCAGCACUGUCAGAUUUACGCCCAAUGAGAUACCCACCGAAGAUCACAAAUCCAUUGAGCAUAAACACAAGUUUCCCAAAUCAACAAGUACCAGCAGCACCACUUCGACAACCACUGAGUCAGCCACUGAAUCAAUAGAACAUCUGCUGAUAGCACCAACUUGGCCACCCGCUGAGGAUGAGGAAGUUAGCACGCUAGUGGCAUCUGAGGUCACCUCAACCCCAGCCGCGGAACCACUCAAGAUUUUGGCACCACCACUGUCAGAAGUUGUGACUGCCGGGGAUGAGUCGGCCAUCGAAUCCAUUGGACAGGCAGCUGCUCUCACUGCCAGUCUGCCCAUAAGUGAGGAUAUAGUCCGAGUGGAGCAGAGUUCCGAAGCCUCUGAGAAGAAUGAUGCGCAUCAAGAGGCUGCUAAACUGCUGCUGGCAGGUGUGCAACUGACCUCCCACAAUGAUGAACAACCGUUGGAAAGGAACGAACUAGUGGUCACCAGUACGACAACCACUAGCCCCAUCACACCGGUCAUGGUCACAUCCACCGAAGUGGUGACUGAGAUCAGUAGCACACAGGAACGGAUUCGUGGCUACCGUAGGAAUCGACCAGGAGCAAUGUUGAAGCGUGCCCACAUUCGCCCCUUGCCCACAGUGCGAACAACCACCACAUCUACCACGCCAAGGAGUACACUACCCACUAGAAGUUACCUGGAACGCCUGGCUGCCAGUAGAUUGCGACUUUCUAGACUAUCCCAAGCCACCAAAAGCACCAUAAAGGCAACAACGACCUUGCCAAGCACCACAACUACCCCGGCCACAACCACUACAGUGUCCUCAUUCCAACAAAUUCGCGGUGGAGCAGAACCAGGUCCAAAUAAGCGGCUAACAGUACGCGAUCUUGAUCGCGAGACAAAGGUAGCGCCAAGCAAGGCCAACUGGGAAACCGUCCACAGCAACCUGCAACGCUUCCAGGUGCAACGCGGCAAUCGAGUGUACACGCCAGCAACACGAUCCUCAGUCCGCAGCAGCAAUGAGGCAACCACCAGCAGCACCACCAGUGCUCCUAGAUCCUAUAUUGCCACCACAUCCUCGCGAUCCACCGUUAAUGUUAAUCGUGGAAAGAAUCGCUACUCCAACUUCAAGACCCAGGGGCCCGUGCAAAGAACUCGGGGUACCACCACCACGAGCACCACACAGCGACCCACAUCCUCGCUCUCCUCGCUGAACCAACAUAUCUCCGCCCUGGCAUCGAACUAUAAUGGUGGCUAUAGCUACAACCAGGCAACGCAAAUCAGUAAACCCAUACCACAAUCACCAUCACAUGUCUAUGCCACACACACGGCCAGCGAUAUUGCUGGGCACGCCACUCAAUCCCAAACCACAUCCAGUCUUACGCCCGCCUCCGCUUUCCUAUCCUUUGAUAAGUUAACCCGUGCCAUUGUUGACGAAUCCGUUUUACAGAAUUUUAAGAGUGCCCAGUCGCAGGGUUCCAAUCAAGCGCAGCAACACCAGCGCCAGCAGCAGCAGCAUCAAGUGGCCAAGCAGCAACAUCACUCGGUUAGCAGCAGCUAUGUGAAGCCAGCAGCUGCGCCAGCUAUUUCCAGUCUGACUGUACCACCACGGCCCCAGCAAACAUCACAGUCAUCUGUGCUGCCUCCGCCGCCCGGAAUUGUGAUUGCUCGAGCUGAGGGCCAGCGUAUUGCUCCCAACUCCGCUAGCAACAUAAUUUCCAGCUUGGCCACUCAAGCACCAGUGACCAGCAACCAGGGCAACUCCUAUGUCUCCCUCAACGAUUUCCUUAACAACAAAUUUGGCCAGAGUCCUGCAUCCAGUAGUAAUGUUCAUUCGGCUUCCACUUUGCAGCAGCAACAACGUGUGCCGCAACAACAGCCACAAUAUCAGCAGCAAGCGACUCUGUCCUUGCAGCAGCAUCAAGUGCAGCAACAGCAACGGCAACCUGUGCUGCAGCAGCAACAUCAGUCCGUGCAACAGCAACAUCAGUCCGUGCAGCAGCAACGCCAGCCUGUGCAGCAGCAAUUGAGCUUUAUCUCGCAGCAAUACCAACAGCCGCAGCAGCAGAGUAUCUACCAGCAAUAUAAGCAGCCACAACAGCAACAGCAGCACUUCCAGCAGCAGCAACAGCGGACCACGAUCCACACCAAUCAGCAACCAUAUCUUACGCCCAAUAUCUUUGUGCCCUACCAUCAGCAGCAGCAACAGUUGCCCCAGUUCCCGCCGUUGGCUCCACCCGUGGCGGUUUCCACGGGAAAUAUUGCCCAGGGACCGGUGAUAGCCGGACGCCAUGUGGACCACCUGAAUGUGCAACUGCCCACGCUGCCCAAUGGCUUGAUACCCGGCUUGCAGUUGGCCCAAAAGCGCAGCGAUGUUUCGUCCAGUCAGCUGCAGCUGACGGAUACCAAGGGCAAGAGCAGCUUCUCCGGAUCGGGCAAAAGUCGGGAACGGGCCUUCUAUGCCGGACGUACAUCCUACGAUGUUCCCCAGAGCAGCGUGGGUCGACUGCCCAACGAUAUCACACAGCAACUGCGACGCCGGUUGCGGCGCUUCUGAACGAGAUUUUGAGAUGAACGAGCUAGGACUAGAACCUUAACUUAUAGCUAAAUUAGUAAACUAUUUAUGCCUAAGCUAAGACUACGAAUGUACCAUAUAUAUUUCACUUGUUUAAAAAUCAUACUCUACUCGUAUGUAUGUGUGUGUAUAUUUUUGCAUAUUUAUUGAU
Drosophila mauritiana is the source of this 4103-nucleotide messenger RNA. Its product is annotated as negative elongation factor A. NCBI's taxonomy places the organism in Eukaryota, Metazoa, Arthropoda, Insecta, Diptera, Drosophilidae. The transcript has 5 exons. The record is from RefSeq and is a predicted model, not a curated record. Gene Ontology annotation, molecular function: chitin binding. Gene Ontology annotation, cellular component: extracellular region. Bases 230 to 3934 code for a protein of 1234 amino acids.